AUGUAUGAGGAGACGGGUUGUUUUGAUCCCAACACCAUGCCUGAAGUUACAGAUGAUGGGUUUUCUCACCUGACUCAACCUUCACAAUUGGUGGGUGGUAGCACCACAAACAGUGUUGAAGAAGUCUCUUACCACCACCAUCACAAUAAACCUCUCCAAGUUGAUGCUGCUGCCGCUGCCAUUGAAAUUGACCUUCAACGAAAACUGGCCUUGUCCAAUGGGAUUAACAAUACCCAAUACCAUACCCAGAAUCAGAACCAAAUUUAUGAUCAAUCUAACCCUAACUGGGUUCAUGAAAUUGAGAUGCAAGACAUGAGUUUCAUCAAUCCUGACCAUCAACAGCUCCAAAUUGAUGACAACAAUAAUUACAACCAGUCUUCAAUCCCAACUCAAACCCAAGAAAUUCUCAACCUGUUCCAUCAAUUGCCUAGAUGCUCAGCUUCCUCUUUGGUCCCAAAUUCAUCAAUCUCCUUUUCAUUUCCAAUGGUGGAGACUAAUGCAUCGUCUUAUGACCCACUAUACCAUCUGCAGCCUCCAUUGUUGAGAGAGUUGUUUCAGUCUCUACCCCAUGGCAGCUACAGUAAGCAAAGGGGAGGUACUGGAAAGAAACACUUCGCCACUGAACGCGGUAGGAGAGAAUAUCUGAACCAGAGGUACACUGCCUUGAAGAGCUUGGUUCCCAACCUAACUAAGGGUGAUCGAGCAUCGAUUGUGGGAGAUGCAAUUGAGUAUAUCAAAGAGCUUCUAAGAACUGUCAAUGAGCUCAAGUUACUAGUAGAUAAUAAGGGAUGUAGCAGAGAGAGGACCAAGUGA
This is a messenger RNA of Tripterygium wilfordii, 813 nucleotides long. RefSeq names its product transcription factor bHLH89-like. The record is from RefSeq and is a predicted model, not a curated record. Gene Ontology annotation, molecular function: protein dimerization activity. The coding region runs from base 1 to 813 and encodes 270 amino acids. Gene Ontology annotation, biological process: anther wall tapetum development; regulation of DNA-templated transcription. The transcript is spliced from 3 exons. Lineage: Eukaryota; Viridiplantae; Streptophyta; Magnoliopsida; Celastrales; Celastraceae.